ACGGCGCGGCGCGAGGCCAGUCCGAGAACGCGACCCUAACACUAACAUCCGGUGUAUUCUAAGAGAGAGAGAGAGAGAGAAAGAGAGAGGGAGAGGGAGACGAGAAUCGGAAACGGAAACGACUGACUGCUUGAUCAUUAGUACAAUCGGCACGCCAACAUGAAGAUCGUCCUGUUGCUCUUCGUCGUGGCGGCCUUCGCCUCAGCCCAGAGAAUCACAACGAUUCAGCUGGAUGGCAUACAGUAUUUCGUCUCGCGGAUGAAUCCCUACAGUCCGGAACUCAAUUACUUCCUGGCGUAUCAGUAUUGCCGUUCGCUGGGCCUUCAAUUGGCGUCCUUCGAAACGAAGGAGAAGGCCGACACGAUGACGCAAUAUCUGAAAAACGCCGGUUAUACGAAAUACGACUUUUGGACCUCCGGCAACAAAUUGGGCACCGACAUGUUUUUGUGGAUGAGCACGGGAUUGCCGUUCAACGUCACCUUCGACUACAUGCUGAAGCGACCUGGCAACAGACCCGCCGAUGUGCCACCCGGCACCGAACCUCAGAGAGUGGCGCGUGAAAGCGGCGACAGCGGCAGCGCGGACGGAUGCGUCGCGAUGGCUGCGCCUACGUUAGCCUGGGAGGCGCAGGACUGCACCCUCGUGAAGGACUUUAUCUGCGAGCAAACAAGAUGUUACUACUACAACUACGGCAGCAUUCCAGUCUCCGCGACUCAGGGAAAUCACAGGCCCUACAUCACGACCACCUCGGCGCCAGCCAGCGACGACCAAACGAGUGAUCGCGAAGACAACAUCAACGUCGACGAUAACCAUUCGGAUAUCGACGACCAGGACGAGCAGACGACAUCACCGGAAGCUGGCGAGAAACUAUUAGAGGACCCGGUCGUCAGCAGGCUGAUCACUACGGCCGCUUCCGCAUCUGGCAAUCAGCAGCAGCAGCAACAGGCUGUUGGAACGGCGACGUCGGCAACGUCUUCGCUGUUCGACGACGACCACGAGCGCUCGGUCGUCGACGACGACGUGGACGACACUCGACCGGAACACAUCCCGGAUAUCGCGAGCCUGUUCACCGAGCACGCGUCCCAAGCGCGCAAGGACAGCGUCUUCGACGGUCUCGAGACCCGCGAGAUUCUGCGGCCAUCGGCGUCCCGUCCUGUCGUCCCCUCCUCUUCGUCAGAGAUAAGAAUGGAGCAUCGCGAAUCGCCCGAUUACAGCGACCUGGCCGCGGAGACCGAGCUGCCCAACAACGGUCUCCAGGACGCCCACACGAUCGGACCGUACGACAGCAUGCAGGAUUACGUCAACGACCAGCCGGCGGCGGACUCGACGAUGAUGAAGGAUCAGGACGACGACAGCAGCACGAUCCUGCCAGAGGCGGAACCGGCCUAUAGGUACAACAUCAAAGUGCGCACCAACGGCAAAGUAUUAGACCCUCCGUCCAAGUAACGCUUCAAUUCCUUCCUAGACAACGUCGCGUUAUCUAGCGUCGUAAUAAGUGACAAAUACACAUACGCACACAUACACAUGCAUACACACAAAUCGACAUUCUUGAGGAACUAGGUAUAUAUAUAUAUAUAUAUAUAUGUAUAUCUCACGAGUUCGUUUCGUGACACGGACGGCGAGCUGUCGCCGCCGUUGUCGUCGCUCGCCGUAUAGCUCUAACUUAAGAUGUAUAUCCCUGGUACAAUGCUCGAUAAUUUUGGAUCAGAGAAAGAGAGGCAUGAUUUAUACCAGCUUUCUCGGUCGGCGGCAGGUAGAGAUGAAUGAUUUCGGAUCAUCCGUUAGAAUUAUUCGGCGCUUUGAAACGAACACGGCUCGAAAAUGAUAAUAUUGUCAAAGCUGUGGGAAAGAUGGAAGCCAUGAUUGGUGUCAAUCGAAAGAACGAACUAUUCUCCUGCCGACGUUACUCGACAAGCUGUACAUUUUCGCAAGGGCAUUUACACGAUUAUUUAGUUUCAUCCUGAAUCACCGAUGACGCCGGCGGACGAAUCUGUUUUAUCAUUGUCUCAAUUUAUUCAUUGUUUAGAUUCUGUCAUUUCUAACAAUUAAUUGUUACGUUCAAUAUCAAUAUAAAAACUCAGAAAAAAAAAAACACGUGGCCCCCAGAUUUUACUAUUGACAUUAAAUUACCGGCGCGUCCGCCAGCGUCUUAUAUCUUCGUAAGGAAAUAAUCAUCAUCAUAUUUAACGUAUAUCUAUACGUCUGCAAGACGAAACGUUCGAUAAUCCAACAGUCCUCGAUAUUCUUGGAACGAUGGAUAUUAAAAGGAUCACGAUUGUCAAUCUUUUAACGUUUCGGUCAUUCGGACGUAUGAUGAUUGGCGUAAUUUUAUCAACAUGAAAUGUUGUUCUCUAAUUGCUACGGUAAGUCACUUCCACAUUAAUUAUGCGUACAGCGGCGCGAAUGUGCGACUUGUAUAACUAAACUUUAAUAAAGAUACAAUUACAAUCUUA
Molecule: messenger RNA, 2453 nt
Organism: Cataglyphis hispanica
Lineage: Eukaryota; Metazoa; Arthropoda; Insecta; Hymenoptera; Formicidae
Gene: nw
Product: C-type lectin 37Da
Exons: 4
Coding region: 160-1446 (428 amino acids)
Biological process (GO): biological process involved in interspecies interaction between organisms
Cellular component (GO): external side of plasma membrane
Molecular function (GO): carbohydrate binding
Source: RefSeq, a predicted model, not a curated record